AUGACAUCCACUCCAGGGACGAGCUACACCUCGAUUCCAAACCAGAAAUACAGAUGCCGUAACCGUCGCUCCAGACAGCGCUGCAACACCUUGGACACAGAUUCCCAAUCUCUGUCAACACUUGGGUAUUUUCAAACCCUUCCAUUAGAGAUCUUUCAAAUGGUAUUGAAUUAUCUUUCAGUGAAGGAUAUCAGCAUGCUGAGCAUGGUGUCGAAAACCAUCAGCAACCGCCUUGUUAAUUACAUCUCAACCCCAUCAGGAAACCGAAGGCUCUUAUUGCAAGACUUUCAUAACCUUGAGCUACCUGGCAAGAGAGAAGGAUCCUAUAUUUUAGAGCACUACAAAUCUCUAGGAUUGUUGCUUAAAAGAUGCACACUUCUAUUGCCUACAAAAGAUAGGCUAAAGUAUAUACACAAGAUUCUCUCAGAAGUUUCCUGUUUUAAACUUAAUGGUUGUCCAAGUCCUUUGCAUUGUUUAGGAUUACAGUGCUAUGGGGUAUUUUUACAGAUCCUAACAGCAGGCUGGGAUGAACUAGAGUGUCACCGAGUUUUUAACUUCCUUUGUGAGCUGAGCAAUUUACCCCGUAAAGUACAGACAGUUGUCAGCAGCAAACCGGGAAGUGCCCGAAAGUUAGAGCUGCGGAUAAGGUUAUACUGUCGUAGCGUCUUGUUGAACCACUGGAUUCAUCGAAGUGAUUCUGCAUUUUGGUUGACUCGUAUUUUAAAGCCAUGGCCCAUGGUCAAUCAAGCUCGCCUGCUGUAUAUCAUCUUUGGGCCAGUGUCCUCUCUUGAUGGACAUGUGGUUUGGCAGAAAAUGAUAGAAGGACCAACAGAUGAGACCAGUCUGAAAGGUCUAGCAGAUGCAAUUAAACUGCUGUAUGAUACAGAAGCUAGAGAAUGGACAGCAGAUGAUGUUAUCAGUCUUGUGGAUGAGCUGUCAGUUGUUCCCCGGGAGUGGCUCAUGGAGAACAAUGCUCGCUUUCUGAUUCUGAGUGGAAACAACAUUUGCUUCACUUUCAUGGCCAGUAAAGCUGUGAAUGGGAGAGCUGUCGAGUUAGCCAGAUUCACAGUCUUCCUGGCUUUGGUCUGUGAGAAGGACCUGUACUGCAUGGACUGGGCAGUAAAAAUGAUGCAGAAGGUCUGCAAAGUUUUCAGCACUCCAGGGGAGAGAAACAACUUUCUGCAGUGUGUGGAGAAUGCCUUCGCUCACAUGAUCAUGGACAUGCUACAGGCAGUACUGUCCGGGGAUCGUGAUGAAGAGGACAGCAGCUUUUUGAAUUUGUUUCACCUCGUAAAUGCACAAGCGAACUUCCAUAAAGAAAUCCUGUACCUGACCAUGAGAAGCAACAGCAACACCAUUUGAUGCUCUGAAUUUUACCAACUCUUGCUCUACUCCUGCUGGAUUUUUUCUUUUUUUUUUUUUUUUAAAAAACAUUUGCAAAGCAGCGUCCAAUUAUUUCUUAAAUUUCCAUUCCAGUAAGAGCUGGAGUGGCAGCAGGAGAAGCUAGUGACAUACAUGUCAGACCAGCUGAAUGAGCUCAUGGAA
Harpia harpyja (harpy eagle) is the source of this 1545-nucleotide messenger RNA. It is a transcript of the gene FBXO47, whose product is annotated as F-box protein 47. NCBI's taxonomy places the organism in Eukaryota, Metazoa, Chordata, Aves, Accipitriformes, Accipitridae. The coding region runs from base 1 to 1362 and encodes 453 amino acids. The record is from RefSeq and is a predicted model, not a curated record. Gene Ontology annotation, molecular function: protein binding. The transcript is spliced from 10 exons.